Molecule: messenger RNA, 420 nt
Organism: Peronospora matthiolae
Lineage: Eukaryota; Oomycota; Peronosporomycetes; Peronosporales; Peronosporaceae
Source: the annotation of a GenBank genome assembly
AUGCGUGCAGCCGGAGAGAGUACUUCUCACACCUCAGCAGCAGGUGAUUCGUCGCCUGCUGAUGUGAACAGUCCACGUGGUGAGUCACCACGUACGACAGGUACAUCCGCUGCGUCUGCAGCGGGUACUGCGAAUCGUAUUCCAGAUGAGUAUGAAAUAGAGCUCACAUGUUCUGGCGAGUCGAAUGAUGCAUCCGACUCGAAGGCGGCACCUCACGCCUCCCGAUCACCCGGGGCGGACACUGCAAGAGCCAGGUUGACUGGUUCUGGUCAACGUGGUGGCAUCAUGCUCGAGAUCUUCGGAUUGAGCGAUUAUUCCGAUGAGUUUCAGCCUCACGCAAGUCUAUCCAGCGAUAGGACGCGUGGCGAUGGUGGUGACGCACCUAUACAUCACAGCGAGCGUAGCAACUCGAGAGAUUGA